Molecule: messenger RNA, 618 nt
Organism: Caenorhabditis briggsae
Lineage: Eukaryota; Metazoa; Nematoda; Chromadorea; Rhabditida; Rhabditidae
Exons: 3
Coding region: 1-618 (205 amino acids)
Source: RefSeq, a predicted model, not a curated record
AUGAAAUUCCCGUUUCUUCUGAUUCUGACGCUUCUGAAUUGCUACGCGGCAGCUUCUGAAGAGCUAGACGCUUCUGGAAACUUCACAAUUCCACCAGUGGAGUCUUCCGAACCCCCGAAACCCUCCCCACCCAGUAAUCCGGACCAAGUAUCCUCAAAUUCCGGCCAAAUCAUUGCUCAUGACGUCACUGGAGAAGUUAUCCCUCCAGCUAUGAAGGCCAUUUCCAAAGCGUCUGCUGCGGAGCCAUCCCUCGGGCUCCAUGGGAUCACUGAGCAACAAUUGAACCUCAGAUACUACAACUUCAUCUGCUCCUCACAUUUUCAUCUGGAUUGUAAGCUUACUGAGACCCUCCAAAUCUGCAUGAAAGAUCGCUAUGUUGCUGUUCUAGGCCUCCCCUUGGCUUUUGACUCUGGAUCCGGGGAUUUGAGUUUUUUGAGCAAAUGGAUGAGACAAUGUGAUCAAAACGACCAGGAUCAAAAUCAAGAAGCCAUGAGAAUAAUUAGAAAACGCAUUCACUUCCAAAACGAGAACAAUUGGGAAGGAGUCUUCAAAUCCGCUGGAAUCGCGUCAAUCUUCACUGGAAUCUUUGUUGUGGCGCUCGGAAAUUUGCUUUUCUAA